AUGAUAAUGAGCGAUUUCGAGCCGGCUUUAGCUGGUGUUGUUAAAGCUGAAUUUAGUACAUCAACACAUGUUUCGUGUUACUUCCACUAUAGUCAAGCCAUAUAUCGUGCAAUACAACGAGUUGGAUUAUCUUCAUCUUACAACAAUGAUGAUAGUAUUAAACAUAUAUGUCGACAAUUAAUGGCACUUCCACUAUUACCAGAACCUGUUAUUGAAGAUACAUAUGAUGAAUUAAUACGAAAUUCGUCAAUAACAAUGAGAAAAAAAUUAAAUGAUUUAUUAGAAUAUUUUGACGAACAAUGGUUUAACAAAGUUCCUAUUUCUCAAUGGUGUGUCCAUGGUUUGUCUAUACGAACUAAUAAUAAUGCCGAAGCAUUUCAUAGUCGUUUCAAUCGUCGAGUACAACUUCAUCAUCCCAACAUGUGGUCAUUUAUCAAGUUUCUUAAAGGAGAAGAAAGCCGUUUUCAUCAUAUGUAUACUCAAUUCAAUGCAGGUUUAGGAGCAAGA
Molecule: messenger RNA, 507 nt
Organism: Rotaria sp. Silwood1
Lineage: Eukaryota; Metazoa; Rotifera; Eurotatoria; Philodinida; Philodinidae
Source: the annotation of a GenBank genome assembly